This is a messenger RNA of Penicillium verrucosum, 2397 nucleotides long. RefSeq names its product serine/threonine-protein kinase. Bases 1 to 2397 code for a protein of 798 amino acids. The transcript has 7 exons. Gene Ontology annotation, biological process: protein phosphorylation; intracellular signal transduction. Gene Ontology annotation, molecular function: protein serine/threonine kinase activity; ATP binding. Gene Ontology annotation, cellular component: cytoplasm. The record is from RefSeq and is a predicted model, not a curated record. Lineage: Eukaryota; Fungi; Ascomycota; Eurotiomycetes; Eurotiales; Aspergillaceae.
AUGGAUGAGAAUGUGGCAACCCCUAUGUCGGAUGUAUCCGCAGAGCCAUCUAUCGCCUCACUGGAGGGUAUGAACGAUACGCGGCCCCAGGCGAGCAGAGUUGCGUCUACUGCAUCCUAUGACAGUACUGGGAGGCACCGGCGACGAAACCCAAGAGCAAGGCGUCCGGUGAAGGAAACACUGGACGCCCGCUCCGAGUAUUAUACGAGCCAAGAUGAUGGUACCGCGGAACAUCGUAUCAACCAAUAUGUGAUCAAACAGGAGAUCGGACGUGGAUCGUUCGGGGCGGUCCAUCUGGCUGCAGAUCAGUUCGGCAAUGAAUAUGCAGUCAAGGAGUUCUCUAAGUCUAGACUAAGGAAACGUGCGCAGUCACAUCUGUUGCGAAGACCGCGAGGUCCGAUUCGGCCAGGAGCGGAUUUCAACUCGCCAUUACAUCGGCAUCCUUCCGGUGGCGAUAAUGAGACAGCAAAGAAUCCUUUAUAUCUGAUCAAGGAGGAAAUUGCAAUCAUGAAGAAACUGAACCAUAACAAUCUAGUGUCAUUGAUCGAGGUCUUGGACGAUCCGACAGAGGACUCGUUGUAUAUGGUGAUGGAAAUGUGCAAGAAGGGCGUUGUCAUGAAGGUCGGGCUGGAAGAGAAAGCAGAUCCGUAUGAUGAUGAGCAAUGUCGAUGUUGGUUCCGUGAUCUGAUCUUGGGGAUUGAGUAUUUGCAUUCGCAGGGCAUUGUCCAUCGAGAUAUAAAACCUGACAACUGUCUGGUGACCAACGACGACAUGCUGAAAGUGGUCGACUUUGGUGUAUCAGAGAUGUUUGAAAAAGAUUCCAACAUGUUUACUGGCAAGUCAGCUGGGUCACCAGCAUUUCUCCCGCCAGAGCUGUGCGUGGUCAAACAUGGUGAUGUAUCUGGCAGGGCAACGGAUAUUUGGUCCAUGGGAUAUCAGGGGGAUCCCCUGAUCUACGAAGAAGAGUCAGACGAAGUAUUCAAAGAUCUUAUGGGACGGAUUCUCGAGAAAGAUCCAGAGAAACGGAUUGACAUGUUUGGUUUACGAGAACACCCCUGGGUAACGAAGCAUGGAACGGAUCCUUUACUGUCAUUUGAGGAGAACACGUCGCAAAUCAUUGAGCCGCCGACAGAGGAGGAGAUGAACUCGGCCAUUACAACAAACAUGGGACAUCUUAUGACCGUGAUGAAAGCCGUCAAAAAAUUCAAGCGACUAACCGAUCCAACCAAAGCACAAUCCCCCAUUCAAAGUACGUUCGGUCAGAGCAUUCUGGGCGGAGACCACGAUGCCUACCUCGUCGAACCACCAAUGGAAAUGGACCCAGACGAGCCAUUUCCAGCAGUGGGGGCAGCUCCACAAGCACACGACGCCCAUGGCUUGCGCGCCAACAUGCGCAAGAACUUCGGCCGGCGUCCUUUCGCCGGGUUCCGAGACGAUCCCGGAGUUCUCGGGUCUAGUGAUUCAGCCAGCUUUUCAUCCCGGCCCGAGCACAGCUGGAGCAGCAGCAAAAGGCCCAGCGGUGUGUUCGAGCCCGAGCGACAGGACUCCGGCUCCGUCCGCAGCUGGGGGUCCCCGGCUCAACCGGAUAUUGGUCACGAAGCUCAGCCCCACUCUCAAUCGGCAUCACCUCGCAUCCCCCUCUCGCGAGCAAGCUCGGGUAGAACUAAACGCAGCCUGGAGGGGACGAGAGGACAUGCCCGUGAUCCCCUGGAGGAGGAGUUUCCCUACCUCUUCAUUGGACCAUCUACAUACAACGGCUCCUCGCAGCAGGAACCAAUGGAAAUCAGUGACGAGCCGGGAUCUAUCCUCCAAGAGCCGGAACAUGCAAUGGAUCCUUCUGACCAGAUGGAGGAUGAUGAGCCGGUACAGUUCGUUAGUGAAUCGCCCGGCGCUGCAGAUUUUAAUAUCUACGAGACGGCGUACAGGAAGGAACUCGACCGCAUCAAGUACAACCUGAAAGACCGCGAUACUGGUCCAAAGGUGUACCUGACUCGCUUUAUCGAGAAAAACACCGCCGAAAUGACAAAACUGGCCAAAGAGAAAGAGUUGAAUCUUCAAAUUGGGAAUAAUUUCACUCCUUCUGCUCUGUCGAGAACACCCUCAGGCUUCGGGUCUGCGGUUAGUGCGCUGCGCUCGCAGAUACUGCAGAAAAGACAGGCUGAGGGGUUGGAAGAGCAGGUUGGUGACACAAGUAAAGAUAAAUAUUCCUCCCAGAAUCACGAGCCUCACCCUCAUCCUCCGAAACGUCUGUCGCUUCCAUCUCAAUCUAUCCCUGAGCCUGAACCGUCGUCUCUAGAGGCGACGGGUGUGUCGUCUACAGAAGGGAGCGGUGCUUCCCAGGCACAGCUGCGGCGAAUCCUUGAUCGAGUUCGUGGAAAGUCGGAUGGUACAGAGUGA